AUGGCGGCAUCGCGGUUUUCACAAUCUUCAACGGUGGUCUCGAAUCACCUGGAUGAAUUCUCCGCGAACGGGAAUCAUGUGGAGGAAGAUAGCGAAAGGAGUGUUUACAGUAGCAAUAGCAUUGCUAAUAGUACUAGUGUUCGGGAUUUAACCGAGACGGCCAGCAGUAGCUAUGCGGCAAUGACUACCGCGACGAGCAUGGCGUACUUGCCUCAGACUGUUGUGUUGUGUGAGCACCGGCAUGAGGCAUUCGAGGACUGCACGCCCUCGGGGCCAUCGGACAGUGGUUUAGUUUCCAAAUGGAGACCUCGGGAGCGCAUGAAGACGGGUUGUGUUGCUUUAGUUUUAUGCUUAAAUAUCAGCGUUGAUCCACCGGAUGUAAUUAAAAUUUCUCCUUGUGCCCGGAUGGAAUGCUGGAUUGACCCAUUCUCAAUGGCACCUCAGAAAGCCCUUGAAACAAUAGGAAGGACCUUGAACCAACAAUAUGAGAGGUGGCAGCCCAAGGCUCGUUACAAGUAUUCAUUAGAUCCAACUGUAGAUGAAGUGAAGAAAUUGUGUACAACAUGCCGCAAAUAUGCAAAAACUGAGAGGGUUCUUUUUCACUACAAUGGACAUGGAGUGCCUAAGCCUACACCUAGUGGUGAAAUCUGGCUAUUUAAUAAGAGUUAUACACAGUACAUCCCUUUGCCGGUUGGUGAUCUGGAUUCCUGGCUGAAGACCCCUUCAAUAUAUGUGUUUGACUGCUCUGCUGCUGGGUUGAUUGUCAAUGCCUUCAUUAAUCUCGAGGAGCUUGGUACUUCUGGCCCUGGUCCUUCUUCUAGGGACUGUAUUUUGCUUGCAGCCUGUGAAGCUCAUGAAACACUUCCUCAGAGUGCUGAAUUUCCCGCUGAUGUAUUUACUUCUUGCCUCACAACACCCAUAAAAAUGGCAUUAAGAUGGUUUUGCACUCGAUCCUUGCUUCACGAGUCCUUCGAUUAUUCCCUGAUUGAUAGAAUUCCUGGACGCCAAACAGACCGGAAGACCCUUCUUGGGGAGCUGAACUGGAUAUUCACAGCUGUGACUGACACUAUUGCCUGGAAUGUGCUCCCGCAUGACUUGUUCCAGAGAUUGUUCAGGCAAGAUCUUUUAGUUGCCAGCUUGUUUCGAAAUUUCUUGCUUGCUGAAAGGAUUAUGCGUUCCGCAAAUUGUUCACCGAUUUCACAUCCCAAGUUGCCGUCAACUCAUCAACAUCAUAUGUGGGAUGCAUGGGAUAUGGCUGCUGAAAUCUGUCUUUCUCAGCUUCCAACAUUGGUCGAGGACCCAAAUGCAGAGUUCCAGCCGAGCCCAUUUUUCACAGAGCAGUUAACAGCUUUUGAAGUGUGGCUUGAUCAUGGUUCUGAACACAAGAAGCCGCCCGAACAGUUGCCAAUUGUUCUUCAGGUUCUACUUAGUCAAUUGCAUAGAUUCCGUGCGCUGGUGCUUCUUGGCAGAUUUUUGGAUAUGGGACCAUGGGCUGUGGAUCUGGCCUUAUCCGUGGGAAUAUUUCCUUAUGUGUUGAAGCUUUUGCAAACUACCACGCCAGAGCUUCGACAAAUUCUUGUGUUUAUCUGGACAAAGAUACUUGCAUUGGAUAAGUCUUGUCAGGUUGAUCUCGUGAAAGAUGGGGGACAUAUAUAUUUCAUUAGGUUCCUCGACAGUGUAGAAGCUUACCCCGAGCAACGAGCAAUGGCUGCAUUUGUUUUGGCUGUCAUUGUAGAUGGUCACAGGAGGGGCCAGGAGACUUGCAUUGAAGCUGGUCUUAUACAUGUAUGUCUAAAGCAUCUUCAAUGCUCUUCCUCAAGCGAGACACAAAUGGAGCCUAUUUUCCUUCAAUGGAUAUGUUUGUGCCUUGGGAAAUUGUGGGAGGAUUUUUUAGAAGCUCAACUGAUAGGAAUUCAGGCUGAUGCCCCUGCUAUUCUUGCACCUCUACUUUCCGAACCCCAGCCUGAGGUCCGUGCAGCAGCUGUUUUUGCCCUUGGCGCUGCCCUUGACGUGGGGUUUGACUCAUCUAGAGAUGGUCACGGAGAGGAAGAUUUGGAUGAUGAUGAAAAAAUUAAGGCUGAAGCUGUCAUUGUUAAGAACCUUUUGAAUGCUGUUUCUGAUGGAAGCCCCCUGGUCCGAGCUGAAGUUGCUGUCGCUCUGUCUCGGUUUGCCUUUGGUCAUAUUAAACACCUAAAGUCGGUAGCUUCUGCAUACUGGAAACCCCAGUCCGGUUCUGUGCUUACUUCCUUGCCGUCUUUUGCGUUCAAGGGUUCCAGUAGUGGCUAUACAACUCCAACGCACUACAUGCCACAUGGGAGUAUAAUCCCUUCUUCUAUUGCUCCCUUACUCCGGGUUGGAAAUGACGGACAGACGGUGGCUCGUGAUGUUAGAGUAUCCACCAGUAGUCCCCUGGCUACCCCUGGAAUAAUGCAUGGAUCUCCACUUUCUGAUGAUUCGUCUCAUAAUUCUGAUUCUGGGGCACCAAAUGACAGUGCUAGCAAUGGGGUUCUCAACCAUUCAACGCGAAGGCCACUGGAUAAUGCACUAUAUUCACAAUUUGUAUUAGCUAUGUGUAAUCUAGCCAAGGAUCCAUCACCACGUGUUGCAGGCCUUGGACGGAGGGUGUUGUCUAUUAUAGGUAUUGAACAAGUAAUUGCAAGACCUGCCAAGCCUGUUGGUGUGGGUGCGCGUCUUGGUGAAUCAGCUGCGACCGCGGGCGGUAGCAUUGCUGGACUAGCUCGUUCCUCAUCUUGGUUUGAAUUAAAUGGAGGUGGCCACUUGCCGUUGACUUUUAGAACCCCUCCUGUUAGUCCACCUAGACCAAGCUACUUGACUGGAAUGCGGAGAGUCUGUUCAUUGGAAUUUAGGCCACAUGUGAUGAGUUCUCCAGAUUCAGGACUCGCUGAUCCACUCUUAGCUUCAGCUGGACCUUCUGGUGGUUCAGAACGUAGUUUUCUUCCUCAGUCAAUGAUUUAUAAUUGGAGUUGUGGUCACUUCUCGAAGCCGCUUCUUACAUUGAUAGAUGAUACUGAAGAUAUAAAUGCUAGAAGAGAACAACGGGAAAAAUUGGCCCUGGAUCAAAUAGGGAAAUGCCAACGCUUUGCUGUGAAUAAGCUGCAUAAUCAAAUUGCCAGUUGGGAUACAAAGUUUGAGACUGGCACCAAGACUGCUUUACUGCAGCCUUUCUCGCCUGUUGUGAUUGCUUCAGAUGAAAGUGAAAGGAUUAGGGUGUGGAAUUAUGAGGAAGCAACCUUGCUCAACAGUUUCAAUAACCAUGAUUACCCUGACAAAGGAAUUUCCAAGUUGUGCCUUGUAAAUGAACUUGACGAGAACUUGCUUCUUGUUGCAUCAAAUGAUGGAAAUAUCCGGAUUUGGAAAGAUUACGCUUCAAAAGGACAACAGAAGUUAGUUACUGCUUUUGCUUCAAUUCAGGGUCACAGACCUGGGGUCCGGAGUGUUAAGGCUGUGGUGGAUUGGCAACAACAGUCUGGAUAUCUUUUUGCCUCUGGUGAUAUAUCAUCUAUCAUGGUUUGGGAUAUGGACAAAGAGCAGCUUGUCAAUAGCAUUCCCCUAGCACCUGAAUCAAGCAUCUCUGCUUUGGCUGCUUCUCAAGUUCAUGGAGGUCAAUUUGCUGCUGGCUUUGCCAACGGUUAUGUCAGAUUAUAUGAUGUCCGCACUCCUGAGAUGCUUGUUAGUGAAACUAGGCCUCACCUUCAACCAGGCGAAAGAGUUGUAGGUAUUGGCUUCCAGCCAGGUCUCGAACCUGCAAAGGUUGUUAGCGCUUCGCAAGCUGGAAACAUCCAGUUCCUGGACAUGAGACACGCGAAAGAGAAAUAUCUCACAAUCGAUGCUCACAGAGGAUCCCUCACUGCCCUUGCAGUCCACCGGCACGCGCCCAUCAUUGCCAGCGGCUCGGCCAAGCAGCUCAUCAAAAUCUUCAAUUUGGAAGGCGACCCACUCGGCACCAUAAGGUACUACCCGACUUUCAUGGCCCAGAAAAUCGGGUCUGUUAGCUGCCUCACUUUCCAUCCUUACCAAGUGAUGCUUGCUGCUGGUGCUGCCGAUGCCUGUGUCUCCAUAUAUGCGGAUGAGAUUUCUCCAUCGAGAUGA
This is a messenger RNA of Striga hermonthica, 4110 nucleotides long. The record is from the annotation of a GenBank genome assembly. NCBI's taxonomy places the organism in Eukaryota, Viridiplantae, Streptophyta, Magnoliopsida, Lamiales, Orobanchaceae.